This is a messenger RNA of Epithele typhae, 393 nucleotides long. Its product is annotated as yippee-domain-containing protein. NCBI's taxonomy places the organism in Eukaryota, Fungi, Basidiomycota, Agaricomycetes, Polyporales, Epitheliaceae. Bases 1 to 393 code for a protein of 130 amino acids. The transcript has 5 exons. The record is from RefSeq and is a predicted model, not a curated record.
AUGCUGUCUCAGACGAUCACGCCGACUUCUGACACGAAGUCGAAGGUGAUCACGACCUUCGCCGAUCGUCCCACGUUCUCAUGUGCUCGGUGCGCAGCGGUCAUCGCACUACAAGACGAGAUCAUUAGCAAAGCGUUCUCGGCCGAGACGUACCCGAAAAGCUUGGUGCAUUCCACCGUGAACUUGAAGAUGGGCAAGCGAGAAGACCGUCCUCUCAUGACUGGCGUGCAUACCGUCGCCGAUGUGUUCUGCAUGGGCUGCAACGACCGGAUGGGCUGGUACUACCACAAGGCGUCUGACCAUACGCAGAAGUAUAAAGAAGGGAAAUACCUCUUGGAACGCGAGAAACUCGUGAAGGAGAACAAGUGGACUCUUGACGAUCCAGCACCAUGA